Dioszegia hungarica is the source of this 1236-nucleotide messenger RNA. RefSeq lists its product as uncharacterized. The transcript is spliced from 2 exons. Bases 1 to 1236 code for a protein of 411 amino acids. Lineage: Eukaryota; Fungi; Basidiomycota; Tremellomycetes; Tremellales; Bulleribasidiaceae. The record is from RefSeq and is a predicted model, not a curated record.
AUGACAGACCAAGCAGACCCAGAGUUCCUCGCGCUCCCGCAGCGUCAGCGAGCGCGUAUAGAUCGCGCGUUCGACCGGGGCUUACCAAAACUUCGGUCCAGCGGGCGGAAACGGCGGAAGCUCACGCACGAUGCGGAAGGCCAAUCGACCGGGGCCGCCGGAGCGAUGGACGUGGACGGCGGCGGUGGCUUCAUGCCUGACUAUGAAGGAGAAGGAGGGUUUAUGGAUGCAGAUGGGGCAGGGGCCGGUGGAGGAUUUAUGCCUGAUGAUGAUGAGGGAGGAGGGGGAGGGGGAUUCACGGUGGAUGAAGGGGACGAGGAGGGAGGGUUCAUGCCGGACGAGGAUGGGGCCAGUGCCGCAUCACCGCCACCUCGCGAAGAACCAGCUCCACCCGUACCAAAGCGGUCAAUCACUUCGUCGGACGGUCCAGUCCGCAGCGGCAAGGUUAGCCUAUCGGACAUACCUCGUCUACUCGCCUUCCUCAAUCUACCAGCGGACGAGGACGUCUUGAAUGUCUUUAAAGCCUCAGCAACCGGUUGGACUACGGACGGCGAGGAUGACGGAGGCGGACGAAGGGGAAGAGGAAGGGGAGAUGACGGGGAGGAGAAGCUAGGCGUGGAGCGCAAAGACUUUCGGGCUGUCUGCGCGGCGAUCAUGGAUGGAGGGGACGAGGGGGAUGACACGAUGGACAUCGAUCAGGUGGAAGUCGGCGGGGAUAGCGAUAGCAGCGACGGAGAAGACGCUUUCGAGCUGGACGAGGGGUCAGAGUUGUCCUCGCUCUCCAGCGACUCGGAGUACGGCGCGUCAAAGAAGAGGACAAGGGCGGCCACGUCCCGCACCACGGCCUCAGCCAAGGGGAAGGGCAAGGCGAGGGAUACAGGCGAUGAUUCUGCCCCUCCUGCACCGGCAAAGACGAGGCGAAAGAAGGGCGCCAACCUGAUGGAGCAGGCCGGGCCGCUCAAGCUCGUGGGGCGGCAGCGGGAGGUGGCGCGGGAGCUCUGGGAUAUGAUGAAGCGGACCAACGGAGAGGAGGCGGUCAAGAAACCCAAGAAGGGGGAGGGGAGCGCACAUAUCCUCGGACGGGAGGAGAUCAAGAUGUGGGUGCGGGAGAUGGGAGAGAUGUGGACUGAGGAUGAGAUCACCGAUAUGGUCACCCUCUUUUCGAGCCAGCAUGAGGGACGCGGACUCUCCUUCGACGACUUUGGGCAGAUCAUGCUCCGCGCUCGGGUGGUCUGA